Molecule: messenger RNA, 2952 nt
Organism: Oncorhynchus gorbuscha (pink salmon)
Lineage: Eukaryota; Metazoa; Chordata; Actinopteri; Salmoniformes; Salmonidae
Product: protein FAM186B-like
Exons: 13
Coding region: 202-2913 (903 amino acids)
Source: RefSeq, a predicted model, not a curated record
UACGUAAUCAAAACUUAUCGCUCGGAAACCUAGACCAGAGCCACUAGUUUAGGUCUAUAUCGCCAUGCCAUAAACCAUCAAACUACUUCUGAAUUAAUUCGUCGAGGGAGAGUUCAACAGAAUCGCAACACAUUGAGAUAGUCCUCUCUUCCUGGGUGAUCCGGUGGAGACCUACCACCUAACCCCUUGCGGAAAGUCGAGAUGCCCGUGUACCGAGCACUGCUGGGCGCUGGCAUCCUGGGUGAGGAUGGCGAUGAUGAAGAUGACACAGAUAAGGAACUCCUGUCCUUCUUGCCCGACCUGGACGAGAGGCGGUGGCGCCGUGAGCAGAUCAACAAGAUCAGAGACUUCCUGAACUCAGCUGUGGCGAGGGAGACAGACCUCACGCUACUACUGGACUGGCUCACCGAAGCACAGGAGUCACUACAGACGUUUGAGAACGAGCGAGCUACAAAGAAAGAGGGGAACGAGCAGGAACAGGAGGAGGUUACAUCAGAAUGGAUCGAAGACAUACAGAGAAAGUUGGAGGCGUCCAUCAAUGAUACGGACGGCUGCAUUCACCGCCUACGCGGCCUCUGCCAAGGCCUCUUUGAUUGCGACGUGAAAAAAAAGACCAAGAAGGAGGAAGCUGCUCUGAAUAAGGGUGUGUGGCGCUGGUGGAGGGAGCAGAAGGUGGAUGCACGGACCAUCAAACGAAUCCAGGAGCUCCAGCCUCCUGCUGCAGACGUAUUUCUAUCGGACGUGAACCUGGCCACCAAGUCUGGCACGGAGCUGUCCUUCAUGCUCUUAGACGUAGCCAAGGCACUAGGCUGCAACAAGGCAAUGAGUCUGGCCUUUAAGUUCGAAACGGUAGGGCUGCAGAACCUUAACCAAGCAUUCCAGGAGCGCACCAAGGAAGCCAGGAAGCUUCUGGCACAGGUGGAGGAGCUGCAGUCUAUGGACUGUCGCUUCCAGCUGGCCCAGAUAAAGAUCCAAGUGGGAGACAGUCAGAUCAAGAUGACCAAGAUGGAGGAUGAGCUUUCGUCAGUCAAGGAGCAGAACAAUAUUCUACUGUUCCAGAUCCAACAGAAGCAGGAGACCCCGAAACAGCCGAUAGUGGUCGUUGCUCCCACAAAAUACGUACAGGGAGCGCCAGUUCUCAACAAUCAGCUGGUUCCGCAACCAACUCCCAAGCUUAAGUACUCCAAACGGAUGCCGAAACCAAAGCCGGAGCCAGGCCAGCCUGUUGGCGAAGAAGUGGAAGAAGUGGAGUCUCUGGAAGACAUCUCAGUGGAUCCAGAAGACAUCAUCGAGCAGGUGGAGAGGAAGAGCAUGGAUCUUCUGGAGGCCAUCCAGAAUUCUGAGCAGUGUGUGGUGUCAAUUUCUGGUGACAAGGACAAGGGGAAAGAUGGUGAGCUGUUAGAAGGGAUGGAUGUCGCCAGCAGAAAAGCCAAGGCAGCUGAUAUCAUCAAGCUGUACCGCGAUCUACAGAGGUCCAUCAGAGACUCUUUUAAUGACAUGAUCACGCAGCUACAGGGGAAGUUUGACGAUGACAUCAUAGACGCGCCGCUCAUGGACAACGACAACAAACUGGACGAAUCAGCGUUCUGGGACUCAACCCAGAGAACCCCAGAAGACACGCUGAAGGAGAUACAGAACCAGGACCGCACGGUGAAGGAUGUGGGAGCAAACAAACCAGCGCUCUUUGACUUGGAAGGUAAGAAGACUUUGUCAAACGUCAAGGGAAAGAGUCGUCACCACUCCCUGAACAUCAUCAUGGACCAGUUCAAGAACCUCAACGAGAUGGGCAAGAAGCAGGUGGCAGAGAAGCAGAGGAGACCCAGAAGAUGUUCUAUCCUCGUGCAGAAGACCCAGAAACACAUCCCCGUGAAGAUGGCCGAGUCCAGGUCGUGGACAGACCAUGUGGAACGCUACAGCUCAGACAUGACGUUGGAGGCAGACACGUUGAUGAAGACUCGCAUGGUGGGAGUGAACCACAUCUUCCACGUGCAAUCCCAGAGGUCCAACUUGAAGCUGCUGCACCAGGCUGUGGUGAACAGGCAUAUCUCCCCACAGCUCUACCGCAUGCUGAAGGACAUAAUCAUCCAGACACUGAGCUGUGUGGAGAACAGACUACUCUGUCUUAUCAGGAGGUUCAUAAAGCACAAAGCUCUGCAGCACGUCAGAAACAAUCUGAAUGCUAGACUGCUCUUGGCGCGUGACAUGAGCGAUGGACAGGCGGCCAAGGACUUGUACAAGUCCCUAGAAAGACUGGACGUGCACCAAUCUGCUAUGACGAGGCAUUGGUCUGAGAAGCAAACUUCCAUUGAACUGACACGGACCAGAUGCCUGGCGCACAUGCUCUACCUCUUCAGUCAGCUGAGAGUGGACUACAACUUGCAUCUGGCCGCUCCAGUCCCAUGCAACACCAGCCAGGAUCUGCCCCAUCCCAUCAUGACGGUGGUGCCUACCAAACUACAGUGGUCUCUGAGGCCCAGUCCCAGCUCCAAUCUUCCAUCAUCCCUGUCACUGGAACGUCUAGCCCCAUCUUCACCAUCCACACACCUAUACCCACCUACACACCUCGCUUCGCCUGCACAACCACACCCGUCGUCAUUGGCACACCAUCCCCCAUCUUCCCAGGUGCACUUACCCCCACCAUUACCUGAGACAUACCCAUGGAGCAGUGUUCACAGCGAAAAAGAUCAAGGCAAGAUGAAGACUCUGUGGCAGGCAGACAAGACGAUGCGCUGCAUGUGGCUGGCCAGGAAGAUCCCAGCCGGGACCUCUAACAUCCGCUGUAUCCCACGUCUGCUGGAGAUGGACGUCAACCGAGGAAGAGUCAACGCAAUGCGCACCCUGCACGCUAGGAUGACUGGAGUGCUGAAUCAGAUGUUUGUGGAUGGAGAAGAUGAGGACAGUGAUGUGGAGUAGAUGUUUCACCCGCUAGAUGAAUAAAUCACUGUAUCACCA